This is a messenger RNA of Cylas formicarius (sweet potato weevil), 1183 nucleotides long. RefSeq names its product nicotinamide/nicotinic acid mononucleotide adenylyltransferase 3 (gene Nmnat). Lineage: Eukaryota; Metazoa; Arthropoda; Insecta; Coleoptera; Brentidae. Bases 163 to 996 code for a protein of 277 amino acids. Gene Ontology annotation, biological process: NAD+ biosynthetic process. The record is from RefSeq and is a predicted model, not a curated record. Gene Ontology annotation, molecular function: nicotinamide-nucleotide adenylyltransferase activity; nicotinate-nucleotide adenylyltransferase activity. The transcript has a single exon.
AAGAAGAAUAGUUAUCCAUGCUAUUCUGUGCGUAAUCUAAAGUCAUGACUAUAUAUUGUUUUCCUGAGUAUUUUGUUAGAUCCUAUUGAUGUUAAUUCACACCACCAUUAGAAUUCACUAAAUAAGUUAUUGAAAGUUUAGUUAUCUGCAUGGCGUAAGGUUAUGUACGCCUGCUGUCCAUCAUUUUUUAACUUACCUUUUCAUGAAAAACGAAUUUUCGGAAUGGAGUUUAUAAAAGUACAAUCAAAUGCAGUGGUUUUACUCGCAUGCGGCUGCUUUAAUCCGCCUACUAACAUGCACUUAAGGAUGUUUGAAAUCGCCAAAGAUCAUUUGCAGGAGGUGAAUAAAUGUGAAGUGGUUGGAGGAAUUAUCUCCCCUGUACAUGAUUCUUAUGGCAAAAAGGAUUUAGAAUCCUCCACUCACCGUCUGAACAUGAUUAACCUUGCCCUACAAGAUAAUAAUUGGAUAAAAUUAUCUGAUUGGGAGGCAAACCAGGAAACAUGGAGUCGAACCAAACAAAUCCUACAAUACCAUCAAAAUCAUAUCAAUUCUGUAUUACAUUCUAAUGAAGAUAAUUUGAAUGAAGCAGAUUUCAAAUGGUUGCCGGAAGAUAUUCGUUAUCACAAUGCAGGUAUAACAGUAAAGUUGUUGUGUGGUGCCGAUUUGCUGGAGUCAUUUGGAACUCCUGGCCUAUGGUCAGACGAUGAUAUUGAAGCUAUUGUAGGGCAGCAUGGGCUGGUCGUUAUCACUAGAUCAAAUUCAAAUCCAAAUGAAUUUAUUUAUAAUUCAGAUAUUCUUACAAAAUACAGAUCAAACAUCACAAUAGUUACUGAAUGGAUACAAAAUGAAAUAAGCUCCACAAAGAUAAGAAAGGCAUUUCAAAGGUCUGAAUCUGUAAAGUAUUUGAUACCAGAUAAAGUAAUUGAUUACAUUCAUAAAAAUUCCCUGUAUGGUGCAAACAAUAAUUUAAAAAAGAUUCACCUUAAAAAUCUUUAGCUAAAAUGUUACUAUUCAGUUGAAAUCUGCUUGUAGCAUUCCUAUAUAGUGAAAUAAAAUAUCUCAUUUUGUUUUCUUAACAAAUCCCAAAAUCAUGAUUGUUAAAUGCUAGUCAAAUGUUUCCUCAGAAUUACAUCUGCUGUACGCCUUUUUGUAUUGUUAAAUAUUUGUUUAAAAUAUAAUUUUG